Cercospora beticola is the source of this 1795-nucleotide messenger RNA. It is a transcript of the gene ERV41, whose product is annotated as Erv41p. Gene Ontology annotation, biological process: endoplasmic reticulum to Golgi vesicle-mediated transport; retrograde vesicle-mediated transport, Golgi to endoplasmic reticulum. NCBI's taxonomy places the organism in Eukaryota, Fungi, Ascomycota, Dothideomycetes, Mycosphaerellales, Mycosphaerellaceae. Gene Ontology annotation, cellular component: membrane; COPII-coated ER to Golgi transport vesicle; endoplasmic reticulum. The record is from RefSeq and is a predicted model, not a curated record.
CCAUCUGCAUCAACGCUGCACCAAUGCCUCCGCGGUAACAUUUUUCGACCGACAGCACGAAAGCUGUCAAGCCGCCGACAUGGAUGGAUUCAAGGAUCACGGACUCGACGAGGACAACUUUGGCAGCAGCGGCGCUCUUGCGGCUGUCAAAGCGUUCGAUGCCUUCCCGAAGACGAAACCCUCAUAUCAGGAGCGAACAUCGACAGGCGGCAUAUGGACAGUCACACUGAUUGCAGCAUCGAUUUUGCUUGCAUGGAGUGAACUCACUCGGUGGUGGAAGGGGGAGACUGCUCACCUCUUCGCCGUGGAGCAGGGCGUGGGUCACGACUUGCAGAUCAACUUGGACGUGGUGGUGAGGAUGCAUUGUGAUGAUCUGCACGUCAAUGUGCAAGAUGCAUCCGGCGACCGUAUUCUUGCAGGAACGAUAUUCCAGAAAGACCCAACCAUGUGGGCUCAGUGGUCAGGCAAUCGGAAGGCUCACGCCCUGGGAUCGACGAAGGAGGAGCGACUCGACUUGACGGGCUAUCCAGGCUUUGCUGAAUACCGGGAAGAAGAUGUUCACGAUUAUGUUGGGAAUGUGCGAAGGGGCAAAAAGUUCUCAAAGACACCUAGACUUCCCAGAGGGAUAGAGGGGGACAGCUGCCGGAUAUUUGGCAGUAUGCAUGGCAACAAGGUGCAAGGCGAUUUCCACAUCACGGCUAGAGGUCAUGGAUACAUGGAGUUUGGUCAGCAUUUAGACCACAGUGCCUUCAACUUCAGCCAUCGCUUCAACGAAAUGUCCUUCGGACCCUACUACCCCUCGUUGACGAACCCACUCGACAACACCUUCGCCACCACCGAGGAGCACUUCUACAAAUACCAGUACUACCUAUCGGUCGUGCCAACGAUAUACACCACAGAUCCGAAAGCACUGCGGAAGAUUGACAAAUACCACGAAUCUCCAACUUCAGGAGAGGAUGGCCUCAAUCAGCACUCGAGGAGAAGUACCAGGAACACGGUAUUCACAAACCAAUACGCAGUCACGGACCAAUCACAUCCUGUGCCAGAGACCGCGGUACCGGGCGUCUUUGUCAAGUUCACCAUUGAGCCAAUACAGCUUACCAUUGCGGAGACUUGGAGCUCUUUGCCCGCUCUCUUCAUCCGAAUCGUGAACGUGGUGUCGGGGCUUUUGGUAGCGGGCGGGUGGUGCUUCCAGAUUAGCGAGUGGGCGAAGGAAGUAUACGGACGCAAGAACAGGCGUGUCGACAGCUUUGGCAUGCUGAAUGGUAAUCACCAUAAUGAGAAACAUGCAUUGUAGGUGUCAUGGCGGAGAUUUGUUGAUAUGAAAGCUCAAGUUUGGCAAGCCAUCUCUCGACGUCUUUUCAGAUGUUUUAUCCCUACUCGCGACUUUUUACGGCCGAGUCACAGCUUCGGUGACUCGCGAUAGGUGCUGUUACCCUACGACCUGCGAGCUUGUUCACAGCUACAGCUGCAUCUAUUGCUUUCACGGGCUUCUACCAGAUGCAUUGGCGUUGCCUAUGGCGAGCUUGCUUGUACGCGUGCCAUAUUGAUUUGCUAUUCCUGCCCUGAGGCACGUCCGAUGCUGCGAUCACAUUCAACGCAGCAUCAGCAGAGCGUUGGGACCAACCGGCUUCUGCAGACUCAUCCAAGCCUGCUACUUCCAAGGCGAAUACAAGAAGUAGUCGUCUUAUCUCUUCCAAGAGCCUUGGCUAAGGCGCAAUAGCCCUUGUAUACAAUCAAGGUCCGCAUCUGCUGACGCUGCGCCACCGCUUUCACGGCCUCUCGCCAUGAAUGA